AUGUCGGCGCCAUUGGAUGCAACAAAGCUGCGCGUGACCCGAACCCAGAACCCGUCGGAGCCGGCGAAUCCAGAGAUUCUUGCAUUUGGCAAUGUCUUCACUGACCAUAUGCUGCAGGUGGAAUGGACUGCGGCGCAUGGGUGGCAUGAACCCGAGAUUGUCCCCUAUGGAAAGCUCAAUAUCGACCCCUCUGCGGGGGCGCUGAAUUAUGCCGUAGAGUGCUUCGAAGGAAUGAAGGCAUACAGGGAUGCCCAGGGUAUGGCGCGACUCUUCAGGCCGGAGGUUAACAUUGCUCGGUUCAAUCGAUCAGCAGCUCGCGUCAUUGCAUCUCCCGUCGGCUCCUACUAUAAGAAAGGCGUGAAAGCGCUUACGCUAGAAGCGACACCUAGCUCGGAUUGGGUACGUGCGUGGCCGGGAGGAAGCGGAAGCUACAAGGUCGGGGCGAACUAUGGACCGUGCAUGAUGGCGGAGGUCGAGGUUAAGAAGCGCGGGUCAGACCAAGUCCUGUGGCUGUUCGGAGAUGACCAGCUCGUGACUGAAGCUGGCACAAUGAAUCUGUUCAUUGUUCUCCGAAGGCCGGACCUGGGAGGACGUCGCGAACUUCUGACGCCGCCAUUAGAUGGGACCAUUCUGCCCGGGGUCAACCGGGACUGUGUGCUGCAGUUGGCGCGUGAAAAGCUAGAGGGCCCAGAUUUUGUCGUCCAAGAGCGGAGUAUCACAAUGAAAGAGCUGGCGGCUGCUGGCCAGGCUGGUAAUGUAGAGGAGGUCUUUGGCGCGGGGACCGCUGCGAUUGUCUGUCCGAUUGGGUCCAUUCGCUGGGCAGGGCAAACUAUCGACUGCGGCCUAUCCCCUGAACGUAAGAUUGGUGAAGUGGCCGGGAAAAUGAAGGAUUGGAUCGAAGCUCGACAGUAUGGAGAAGAUGAGCAUGAGUGGAGUGUGGUGGUUUGUCCAGCCGCCUAA
Molecule: messenger RNA, 960 nt
Organism: Penicillium chermesinum
Lineage: Eukaryota; Fungi; Ascomycota; Eurotiomycetes; Eurotiales; Aspergillaceae
Product: Aminotransferase class IV
Exons: 3
Coding region: 1-960 (319 amino acids)
Biological process (GO): L-valine biosynthetic process; L-leucine biosynthetic process
Cellular component (GO): mitochondrion
Molecular function (GO): branched-chain-amino-acid:2-oxoglutarate transaminase activity
Source: RefSeq, a predicted model, not a curated record